Messenger RNA from Saprolegnia diclina VS20, 4674 nucleotides. RefSeq lists its product as hypothetical. Bases 104 to 4642 code for a protein of 1512 amino acids. Gene Ontology annotation, molecular function: phosphatidylinositol-3,4-bisphosphate 4-phosphatase activity. Lineage: Eukaryota; Oomycota; Saprolegniomycetes; Saprolegniales; Saprolegniaceae. Gene Ontology annotation, cellular component: cytoplasm. The transcript has 5 exons. The record is from RefSeq and is a predicted model, not a curated record.
GUCCCAUUAUCCCGGGCGCUGAUUGGCCGCUGCAAAAGACACGGACCGACCGAGUGAGCUUACGCUGCUGAACACGCCAAGUUCCUCAUCAGGACGACGUCUCAUGCUGCGAAGGCACGUCUGCUUGCUGCUGCUGCUGCUGCGAGCGGCGGCGGUCGCGGCCGACGACUAUCUAUGGACGCCCGUGCUCGCGACGACGUGCGUCAACUGCGACGUGCAGAUCACCGUGCCGAGCUGGAAAAGCCUCCUCGAGAGCAAGGGCUUUAGCCUCGCCAACCUCAAGACGUGUGGCCUCGGCAACGUGACGAUGACGAUCGAGUACCCGUUUGGCAACUACGCGCGCACGUCGUCCGUGACGCCAACGCUCAACUGGACCAACUCGGACCGCGUCACGUACAGCGUCAAGGACACGACCGCGCCAGUGCUUGCGACUGUGGGCACGAGCGUGGUCUCGAUCCCGCUCUCGCCGGCAGCGAUCGCGGCCUUUGCGUCCGACGGGCCGUCGACGCUGACGCUGACAAACCUCAACAGUCCGUAUGUCAACGCGACGUACACGGGCUUUGGGUCGAUCUCGGUCCUCGCCGCCAACAUCAGUCCCUCGUGCAUUAGCAGCGGCAAUGGCAACAACAACAUCAAGCAGACGCUGCUCGAGCCAACGAAAUUCAAAAUCGGCCGCAACUUUACCGGCCUCUCGCUUGCGCUCGUGGGCAACAUCUCGGCGCCGUCGACCGUCAUUGGCUCGUCGACCGAUGUCACCAUAACGCUGACGAGCACGGGCGUCGUGCCGCCCAACACGGUCUUCCAGCUCCUCUCGGCGCUCGAGCUCUCGCACUUCAACGACGCGUUCACGUCGCUCGCCGGCGUCCGCAUCCGCACGCCAAGUGGCGUGCACAACUGCGUAACAUACGCAGGCGCGUCGCGCUUCACGGGAGCGCUCAACGGCACGUUCUUCACGACGCCCGAGCUGGCGCUCGUGCCGCAGAACACCCCGUUCACGCUCACGUUUCUCAACGUCUCGAACCCGAAUGCGACCCUCCAUGCGCUCCGCGUGCUGCAGAUGAACGCCUACUACGUCAACCCGACCAUCAUGGUCAACGUGCUCGGCAGUACGAUGGGCGAUGCCAAGUACUUUACGGUGCUGCAGGCGACCUUUGACGGUGCCAACAACGCGUACGACCUGGCGUCGACGCUCCUCUUUGGCAUUUGCCUCGUCAUCUCGCUCUAUAUCGUGUACAAGCACGGCCUUGCGUUUACAAGCUCGACCGUGUGGACAGACCUCGUGUCGAUAUCGGUCGUCCUCGCCUACGUCUGCUCGUUCUCGGCGUACUUUCUGUGGCUGUUCCGCCCGUCGUCGAUCUUUGUCUACUUGACCGCGGGCCAGUACCUCUUUACGACUGUCAUGAUCGUCUCGCUCUGCUUCCACUGGGCGAGCGUGCUUCGCCUGCAGCUCUUCCGGAAGCUCACGUUCAAGUCGCCGGUCGUCUUCAUGUACAUAGCGAUCAACAUGGUGCUUCUCGGUGGCCUCCUCGGCUGCCUCGUCGUCUUUAGCGGCCAGCUCGAGUGCGUGUACACCAAAGAUGUCACGGGCGCCUUGCGCUACAGUGCGCUGCUCGAUGCGUCGUCGCCGCCGCCCGCCAACGGCUACCAAGUGCUCGACUCGCUCGCCAUGUGCAGCAUGAACGGCUACUACGUCCUCCUAGCCCUGGGGUUCAUGGUCUUUACGCUCUUUUUGGUGCUGCUGGGCGGCGCCGUCAUGUGCCGCGGCCGGUCGCUCAUGCUCUCGGAAGCGCAGCCCGUCGACGACCGCAUGAAUAUGCGCAAGUCGCUCACGAUCUUCUACUGCAUCAUUGCGAGCACGGUCGUCAUCUUCAUCAUCUCGGACAUCAUCUACAUUGCGUCGUACAUUGUCGCCAAGCCGAUCGAGCGCGAUUUCAAGGACUUUGGCAAAACGCCGGGGCCGUCGACCAACGACCAGCGCGUCUCGACCUUUGUGUGGUACCUCUUUACGAUCUGGCUGCCGCAAAUUGGCCCGCCGCUCCUUCUGCUCUUUCUGCACUACGACCCCAAGCGCGAAGACGACAUGCUCGACGAGAUUGCAGUCCUCUCGGCGCCCAAGGACGCCUACCGGAGCACGAACCUCGGGUCGCUCGACACGCCAGAGUCGGAAGCCGUCGGCGACCUCAACGUCUUCAAGUCGCACCGCGAUCACGGCCGGCGGUACGUCGAGCGCGCCGGCACGUUCCUCGAAGAUGCGUCCAACAAGCUCCACGUGAUUGUCAAGCUCAAGGUACCCGAAGGCGCGCUCCCGAGCGUAUGCUACAUGUCGCUCUCCUAUUGCACGCUCCGGACGGCCCACCGUGGCGAGCAGAACAACCGCGAAGUGCUGCUGCAUACGCUGACCAAGGACGCACAGUGGAAGCCCGUGGGCGAGACGGAGCGCCUCACGGAGGCGAUUCCCGGGGAUGCCGACCAGUUCCGGAGCUCGACGUUGGGCAUGAGCAACGUCCCGUUCGUCGCUGUGCUCUCAAUUCCGGUCGCUGGCCUUGCGCCCAACACGCUUGUCCGGUUCCUUCUCCACGCGUCGCUGCCGAGCGAAGACGACGAUGACGACGACGACGAUGACGAAGCAGUGACGCUCCCCCCGAUCCUCGAGUUUGUCACGACGCCGCAGGCCGUCAUGGACGCGGCGUCGCAUGGGCAAGCGCUCGUGGUGAGCGUCGCAGACGCGCAUGACGUCACAUGCCACGAGCUGGUCGUACGCAAGCCGUCGUCCGCGUUUGCGUACGUCAACCCCAAGCUGUACCACGACACAAAGCUCAGCGUCACGACCGUCUCGAUGGGCGAGGCCAGUGCAGGCGACGAGCCGUCGCACCAGAACAUGGGUAACAUCAUCCGGUACUUCCAGUACGAAGCCGAGGUUGGGGACGGUGGCCUCGUCGUCGAGGAGCUCAAGGAGAGCCGGUUUGCCAACAACAUUCCUCGGCAGCUCCUCGAUUUACUGGCGGCCGAGCGCGCGGACGACGUCGAGGUUGCCUCGAAAGACGUGGCGGCCUUCUUGAGCCAGAAGAAGCCGACAAAGGACGGCGGGUUCUACAACCAGAUUCUGCAGACGAUCCAAGACGAGGGAGACGCAACGGUCGUCCGCAUGUGGCUCGAAGACCGGCUCGAGCGCCGGAAAGAGUACCUCUCGCAUUUGCGCAAGAACAUUCAACUGCUCGUGCAGCGCGACAACCAAAAGCGGUACUUCAAGGCCAGCGUCGAAAAGAAGUCGCAGGACCUCAAGUUUGUCCCGAUCAACUUGCACGUUGAAGACUACCUCGUCGGCCCCACGAACGCCUUUGUGAACGAAGAGAAGCGCAAGUCGUCCCGGGACGUGUCGAUCUACGAGUUUACGACCGUCGGUGCGAUGGCGGCGCACUGCUACAAGUUCAAGUCGGGCGGUCUGACGUCCAUGGUCAACAAGGUGCUCAAGCUCCAAGCGCAAGUCGCCGAGAGCGACGGCCCGCGCUGGUCGGACGAAGUGCGCGCGCUUGACGACCUCAAGUGGGACGUCAAGCUGCGCAUGGACGUGUGCUUUUCGCAGGCGCUCUCGGCGCUCGUCGCGAGCUUUGUGCGCAAGAUUGAGCUCGCGUUGCAGAGCCCCGACAUGCAGAAAGGCGAGUCGAUUCUCAACCAGCUCAGCCGGAUUGGGUUCCUCUUUCAGGUCGAGUCGCUCUUGUCGACGCACGGCAAUGAGAUUGGGAUGCUCGAGGACAUGGCCGCCGCCGUCGAGCGCCUCUCGACGGUCGCGUUUGUGCUCUUGGACGUUCGGGACAAGCCGUCCGGUCGGUUCUCGUUCCGGAAGCGGCUCACGAUCAAGGACUUGCAUUCGAGCAGCGACCACAGUAUGAACGACGACGUCGUUGUCAAGGUCCAAGUGGCGGAGAAGCCCAAGAGUCUGAGCAGCUCCAACAUCAAGUACAUUGUGAGCGUCCACGUCAACUGCACCGACACGCCGCUGCCCGGCCGCCUCCUGGACGGCGGUGAGAUCCCGGUCACGCCGCUCCUCUUCACGCAAGGCAUCAACGAAAUGCAAUCGAUCGCCAACAGCACCGAGCGCGCCAAGACUGAGCUCCAGGACGCGAUCAACCUCCGCAACCUCAAGCCCCUCGAAGAGUUUUGCAGCCAGUACAUGCGCUCGCACCAGUCGUGGUCGCUGCAACGGGCAGCCAAGCGCAAGGGCAGUGACGGCGACGGGCUCUCAGAGACUGAGAUUACGCGGCAGCUGCAAACGCUGCGUCUCGCGAUCGAAGAGUCGGCGAGCAGCCUUGUCAAGACCAAGCGUCCGGACAUCCUCACCAAGUCGUCGGACCUCUGCCGCGGCCUCGGCGGCGGUCGCGUCACGAUUUGCAAGAGCGCAAAAGAUCGCACGGCCAUGUCGGUGACGCUCGAGCAAGUCCGAAUUCUGCACCGCUUCCACGGUCUCCCAGCGUACAAGGUGGCGUCGACGGUCGCCGUCAUGCGCACGCACGGUGUACGCAUUGAGAAUGCGCUCAAGAACACGGGCAAGCGCCAAUUUGCCUUCAACAAGCUCCAGCGCUACGCGAUGCCAGAGGACUACCGCUGCCCCGAGUCGGCGGGCGGCACGGGCAACAUUAGCUAAUCAUCGUCAAUAGUACUCGCUAUAUAUCAAUA